Messenger RNA from Phascolarctos cinereus (koala), 3111 nucleotides. RefSeq names its product proteasome 26S subunit, non-ATPase 11 (gene PSMD11). Gene Ontology annotation, molecular function: protein binding. The record is from RefSeq and is a predicted model, not a curated record. NCBI's taxonomy places the organism in Eukaryota, Metazoa, Chordata, Mammalia, Diprotodontia, Phascolarctidae.
CCGCCCCCUUCCCCAUGCCCCUCCCUCUUUCUCCCCUCGCGCUGCCUCCCGGCCGGACCCUUCGCCUGCCCGGAGGAAGGACUACAACUUCCAUGAUGCUCGGGGAGGCAGGGGGCGGGCCGGCCGCGCUGGUGCUUCCGGCGGCGGCGGCGGCGGCGGCCGGGGACGGUGUGAGAGGUGGUAAGAUGGCGGCGGCGGCGGUGGAGUUCCAGAGAGCCCAGUCCCUGCUCAGCACCGACCGGGAGGCCUCCAUCGACAUCCUGCACUCCAUCGUGAAGCGUGACAUUCAGGAAAAUGAUGAGGAGGCAGUGCAGGUCAAAGAGCAGAGCAUCCUGGAACUGGGAUCGCUUCUGGCCAAGACUGGACAAGCUGCAGAGCUUGGGGGGCUCCUGAAGUAUGUGCGACCCUUCUUGAACUCCAUCAGCAAGGCGAAGGCAGCUCGUCUGGUCCGAUCCCUGCUGGACCUCUUCCUUGACAUGGAAGCAGCCACAGGGCAGGAGGUGGAACUAUGCUUAGAGUGCAUUGAGUGGGCCAAAUCUGAGAAGAGGACUUUUUUACGUCAGGCUCUGGAGGCAAGGCUGGUGUCUUUGUACUUUGAUACCAAGAGGUACCAAGAAGCAUUACAGUUGGGCUCUCAGUUGCUGAGAGAGUUAAAGAAGAUGGAUGACAAGGCCCUUUUGGUGGAAGUGCAGCUCUUGGAGAGUAAAACAUACCAUGCCCUGAGCAACCUUCCCAAAGCGCGAGCUGCCUUAACGUCUGCUCGAACCACAGCAAAUGCCAUCUACUGUCCUCCUAAGUUGCAGGCUACCCUGGACAUGCAGUCAGGUAUCAUCCAUGCAGCAGAAGAGAAGGACUGGAAAACAGCAUACUCUUAUUUCUAUGAGGCAUUUGAAGGCUAUGACUCCAUUGACAGCCCCAAGGCCAUCACAGCACUGAAGUACAUGCUGCUUUGCAAAAUCAUGCUCAACACGCCGGAAGAUGUCCAAGCCUUAGUGAGUGGGAAGCUUGCACUGCGGUAUGCAGGGAGGCAGACAGAGGCAUUAAAAUGUGUGGCUCAGGCUAGCAAGAAUCGAUCGCUGGCAGACUUUGAAAAGGCACUGACAGAUUACCGGGUAGAACUCCGGGAUGACCCUAUUAUCAACACUCACCUGGCCAAGCUGUAUGAUAACUUAUUGGAACAGAAUCUGAUCCGUGUGAUUGAACCCUUUUCCAGAGUCCAGAUUGAACAUAUAUCCAGUCUCAUCAAACUCUCUAAGGCCGACGUGGAAAGGAAACUGUCACAGAUGAUUCUUGACAAGAAAUUUCAUGGGAUCCUGGACCAGGGGGAGGGAGUCCUGAUUAUUUUUGAUGAACCUCCAGUAGAUAAAACGUACGAAGCUGCUCUGGAGACGAUUCAGAAUAUGAGUAAAGUAGUGGAUUCGCUCUACAACAAAGCCAAGAAGCUGACCUAGAGUUGGAUUUGGUAGCUGUCGUUUGGAGAGUGUGUGUGGCAGGAGAGUGAAACCUUUGGGGAAAAUGCUAGGAGAUUUUUUUUCUUUUUGUUCUACUUUUCGCUCGGAAAGUUUUUAAAUUUCCUCAUUCGGUGCAUCUGUAUUCCAGCCGAUAGGUGUGCCAGUUUCCAUGUAAUCUUUACUGGCCCAACUUGGGAGUGGGGAAUAUUGUUUAAAAAAAAAAAAAGAAAAAAAAGAGGUUAUUCUAAAUAAAAAGAAAAAGGCUUACACUACCUAAUAGCUGUGCUCUCUGCCUCCUGGGAGAGGGCCACAAAGGCGGGCAUCAUGGCCGACCACCAGGGUGCAGGCUCCAUCCGCCGGGCUGUCUCUCUCCUCCUCUUGUCAAUUGGAUAUUUGCUGACCGUCCAAAGCAGCCAACUUUAUAUUCUGUUUGUACUGAACCAAAACAAACGACGGUGUGUGUAGACUGCUCUUUUCUUUUCUAUUGGAAAUGAGGCAUCUCAGUGUUCUUUCCCCUGCCGUGCUUCGCCCCCUCCCCUCGGUCCCCCAAGAACGUGGCUCCAGCAUCCGGGCCUGAAGGGCCUGGCAGCUCCAGUUUUUGGGGCCUGGAGCUGGCCUCCAUCAUGGCCACUCGAGGGAUCAUUGCAGGCCCUCCAGACCCCUGGGGCCUGCUGUGCAUGUGGCUCUUACUCUUUUUAAAACUCGAACAGAAAACUAGACUAGACUUCAGUGUUUUAACGGCCCCCCUUUGCCCCUGGCAUACCCUGGACCCCAGUCAAUAGUGGAGGCUGUCAGCUGUCUCCUCCUCUCCUUCUCCUGGCAGUCUGUGUGUGGAGGAGAGAGGCUGUUCUGAAAUUGACCAGCUUCUCUUCAUCUCUUCCACUCCCCUUUCUCCUGCUGUCAGAUGGAUUUAUUCCUUUUUUAAAACGAUGAACCUUGGAAAUGAGACUGUGGGGGUGUCUUUAGGGUUUUUCUUUUCCUUUUGUAACCGUUUGCGGGGGGUAGAGUGGGGUUGGGGUUUCAAAUGACCUCCUGUCACCCUCCCAGGGAGCUUAUUUAUUUACCUCUUAAAAAUCCAAUUGGUGGGAGGCGGAGCACUGUAUUCCAGCAUGUCUUGUUUUAUGAUGAGAUUACUCAGCAAGGUUUUAAUGCCAUUUGGGCAGUGUAAGCUUCUGCAUCUUUGUUGUGCUGAACUCUCUUAUUCUUCCUCUCAUCUUUCUCACCUGUGCCCAUUUUCUCUCUCUGGUCUAAUCUCUUUUCAUGUCUUCUGCCUUCCCCUCUCCUCUCUCCUCUCUCUUUCUCUCUGUUUUCUUCUCUUUCUCCUACUUUCUGGUCCUUUUUCUCACCCAGAUUUUCUUAAUAAAUUUAUAUUUUGUAAAAGGAUUUUGUUGUACCCAGUUUUGCAUCUUCACCUGAUCUCUGACUGGCUAAAUUCCUUUUUCCAUCUUCCUGUCAUUCCCUGCCCUCCUCCCCCUUCCAGAAUCAUUUCUUUUUGUUCUUAACAUCACCUCUGCCCCCUUUCCUUACCAGUCCCUAUCAUGUCCAGUCACUGUUUUGGUUUUGGCACCAUCAAUAUCAAAUGUACAAACGGUUCUUGCUAACCAACACCAGGUAUAUCUGAUGUUCAGAUGAGUUCCAAUAAAAAGAAUUUUUUUUUCAA